AUGCAGAGGCAGCCACGUAAUAAACAAGGGAUGUUAAACUCUCGGAGCGAGGCAGCCCCCAGCUCCCAGCGCGGGCCUCAGCUCCGCCCUGGAAGCCCCUGGAUUGGGGUCCUGGGGACAGGGCUGGAGCAGAGCCGGAAUCCCACGAGAAAGAAGCUUCGGAACCCUGGCCCUCAGGGUGGGGGCAACGGAGGGGCCCACCGCCCGUCCUGGGUGCCCGUUUCCCGGCCUAGCUCCGGUCGCCGGGGUGCUCCCCGCCUCCCAGACAGCGCCCCUUCGACAUGUUCGGCUGCUGGUUCCGGGUGGGUUCCCAGCACUGGGGGCCUGGCGGGAAGCGGCCAGAGAAGACAGGGCGGGAGCCGGGGGCUGGCACUGGGCGGGGCGGAGCCUGAGAAGGCCCAGCGUGGGGCGGGGAUCUCCCGGCGUGAGAGGACGGCCGGGAGGACCUUUCCCAAACCCACCCGGGCCGGCGGGCGUCUCGCUGGAGGGGUGGCCGGGUGGGGGGCGGAUGCGGGAGCCCCGCAGAAUCCCUGGCAGGACCCGUCCCUGCUCUUUGCUGUCACUGUUAUUGGGAUCACUGUGCUCCUGCUUGCCCUGAAGAGCAAGAACGUGGUGAAGAGUCGUCACAUCACCUUACAGAACUCUGAUACCAAGUACCCGCUGCCUUUGAUUGAGAAAGAGCAAAUCAGCCACAACACUCGGAGGUUUCGCUUUGGACUGCCCUCCCUGGACCAUGCUUUAGGGCUUCCUGUAGGUAACUAUGUUCAUCUCUUGGCCAAAAUUGAUGGUGUUGUGGUGGUCAGGGCUUACACGCCUGUGUCCAGUGAUGAUGACCUAGGCUUUGUGGACUUAAUCAUCAAGAUCUACUUCAAAAAUGUACAUCCUAAUCACCCAGAAGGGGGGAAGAUGACUCAGUACUUGGAGAACAUGAAAAUUGGGGACACCAUCCUUUUUCAAGGGCCAUCUGGGUGCCUGUUCUAUCAUGGGUCAGGGAAGUUUGUAUUCAAACCAUACAAAACAAGUGAGCCUGAAACUAAACUGGUGCAUCACCUGGGAAUGAUUGCUGGGGGCACAGGGAUCACGCCCAUGCUGCAGCUCAUCCGCUGCAUCACCAGGAAGCCCAGUGACAAGACCGUGAUGUCCCUCAUCUUCGCCAACAAGGCAGAGGAGGAUAUCUUGAUGAGAAGAGAGCUUGAGGAAGUUGCCAGAACUCAUCCAACACGGUUCGGCCUGUGGUACACGCUGGACAGGCCUCCUGCUGACUGGAAGUACAGCUCAGGCUUCAUUACCAAGGACAUGAUCAAGGAGCACCUCCCUCCCCCUGGGAAGUCCACGCUCAUCCUGGUGUGUGGCCCACCACCCCUGAUCCAGACAGCCGCGCACCCUAACCUGAAGAAACUGGGUUAUACCAAGGACAUGAUUUUCACCUACUAAAGCCU
Molecule: messenger RNA, 1439 nt
Organism: Dama dama (fallow deer)
Lineage: Eukaryota; Metazoa; Chordata; Mammalia; Artiodactyla; Cervidae
Product: NADH-cytochrome b5 reductase 2
Exons: 10
Coding region: 1-1434 (477 amino acids)
Cellular component (GO): mitochondrion
Molecular function (GO): FAD binding; oxidoreductase activity
Source: RefSeq, a predicted model, not a curated record